GAAGUUGGGAGAAAUGGGUAGAUUUUAUAAGAAGUGGCUAAUUCUUAAAUGUUGUCAGGGAAAGCUAACCUUCCACAAUUUCAAAGAGGACACUGUAAGAGGGGAACGCUCAUGGGGAACAGAAGAUUCGUUUUACAAAGAAAACACAAAGAGAACAACAAAAUUGCAGGUGCUAUCACAAUCAGCAUGGCCUACUCUCACAUCAACAUGACCAACCGCUCCAACUCCAGCUCUCUCUGUCGAUUUAACGAAGACUUUAAAUUCAUUCUCCUUCCCGUCAGCUACGCCCUGGUUUUCGUCAUUGGUCUGGCGUUGAACGCCACAGCUCUUUUUGUGAUGGUGUUCCGUACGAAGCGAUGGAAGCCUUCCACCAUUUACAUGUUCAACCUGACGAUGUGUGACACACUCUACAUCUUCACUCUUCCCUUCCUCAUCUUCUACUAUGCCGACGAGAACGACUGGCCCUUCAGUGAGCCGAUCUGCAAGCUGAUACGCUUCCUGUUUUAUGCCAACUUGUAUGGUUCUAUUCUAUUCCUCUGCUGCAUCAGUCUCCAUCGGUUUCUGGGUAUCUGCCAUCCCGUCCGCUCGCUCAGCUGGGUCAGUUCUCGUCGGGCCAGGCUGGUGUCUGUAGCAGUGUGGGCAUGUGUUUUAGUCUGCCAGGCUCCAAUUCUCUACUUUUCGAGAACAAGGGAUGCAAAGACAGAGCGAAUCUGCUAUGACACCACCAGCCCAGAGCUUUUUGAUGACUUCCUGGUGUACAGCUCUGUCGUGUCAGUGAUCAUGUUUGUCUUGCCCUUCAUGGUGGUGAUGGUUUGCUACGGCCUCAUGGUUCGGAAGCUUCUGGAGCCCGACUGGGGAGCUAAUGAGAGAGGUGAAGGUGAAGGAGGCGGUCUGAAGGCACAACAGUCAAAGCAGAAGUCUGUGAAGAUGAUCAUUAUUGUGCUGGCAAUGUUCAUGCUGUGCUUCCUUCCUUUUCACCUGACGAGAAGUCUUUACUAUUCAUUUAGAUACCUGAGACAGGUGAAUCCAUCACAGAUCAGCUGCAGUUUGCUGGAGGCUUCCAGUGUGGCCUACAAGGUGACGCGACCUUUGGCCAGCGCAAACAGCUGCGUGGACCCCAUCCUUUACUUCCUGGCGGGACGGGACGCUCGCAGCACUCUCACCAAGAAGGGCAAACUGUCCUCACAGAAACCGACCAUGAGGCAUUGUUUGACCUCAAAACUCUGAUCCCCUGUUCUAAGAUUUGAGUGGAUUCAUUCUUAAGCAGUUUUUUUAAGCAGUUCAGAUAGUUGGAACAUCUUCUGGCAUUUU
Molecule: messenger RNA, 1311 nt
Organism: Gambusia affinis (western mosquitofish)
Lineage: Eukaryota; Metazoa; Chordata; Actinopteri; Cyprinodontiformes; Poeciliidae
Gene: p2ry2.1
Product: purinergic receptor P2Y2, tandem duplicate 1
Exons: 5
Coding region: 49-1227 (392 amino acids)
Biological process (GO): G protein-coupled receptor signaling pathway
Cellular component (GO): plasma membrane
Molecular function (GO): G protein-coupled UTP receptor activity; A1 adenosine receptor binding
Source: RefSeq, a predicted model, not a curated record